Perkinsus marinus ATCC 50983 is the source of this 355-nucleotide messenger RNA. RefSeq names its product ubiquitin-conjugating enzyme, putative. NCBI's taxonomy places the organism in Eukaryota, Perkinsozoa, Perkinsida, Perkinsidae. The transcript is spliced from 4 exons. The record is from RefSeq and is a predicted model, not a curated record. The annotation marks the transcript as partial.
AUGGCUGCUGAAGCACGACAGAUGGAAAGAGACAAAAUAGACGGAGUCACUGCCCAUCCAGCAUCAGCAAGCUCGAUGCUCCGUUGGGUAGGGCGUAUUAAAGGGCCCCAGGGUACACCUUACGAAGGGGGAUCUUUCACGAUCGAUAUUGACAUCCCAGAAGGCUACCCUUUCAAGCCACCGAAAAUGCGUUUUCGAACACCGAUAUGGCAUCCCAACAUCACUGGUAUGACCAACUCGUGCCUUUUCCCCGAGGUGUUCAAGAAGAAGGCUAGACAGUGGACCGUUGAUCAUGCCUACCACAGAAGAAGGAUAGUCAAACCCCGUCACGAAGACAACAACGCCUACCUACAAU